UAACCAUUUUCAAGUCUAUAGUUGAGUAGUGCUAAGUAUAUUUACCUCAUUGUGCAGUCCAUCUCAGGAACUUUCUCACCUUUCAAAACUGGAUGCUAUCAACAUUUUGCACCUUGGUCUGUUCAGGAAAUUGGAAUUGAUAGCCUUAAGGGGGUGUGCAUUUUUAAAAUACUGGCGCUUGUUGCCAAAUUAUUGACCCUCCAGAAGUUGCCCUAAGGACAUCAGUGACGGUCCUCGGUCCUUGAGAGAGAGGUGGCAGUUCCUAGGGAAUGUGCCUUCAGUGAAUGCAGUGAAUUCUGCGGUGCCUCUGAGGCUGAUGAACACACCCUUUAGGGAGAGAGGAGUUGUGUUUAGGACCUAAUCUCAGCUGUGCAAUGAGUCUGGGUAUAAAUGUCUUUUGGCCACUACCUUGCUGUGUGACCCAGGGCAUGUCACUUAACUUCUCUGGGCCCCAGGAUCCUCUAUCAAAAUAGACAUGAUGUAGACUCUUCCUUCACUGGUUGUUGUGAGGACGAGGGAAGAAGCAGCCUGGAAGCUCUCAGUCUAGCGACUAGCACCCAGCAGUGACUGAAAGUGGUACUUCUCAUUAUACUUGGUAUUCCCGGUGCUCUGAGUAUAUGAAUGACAGUACUAGCAUGUGCAUUCUCAGAAAAGUCUUCCAUCUUUAACACUGGUGUUGUCUUACUGUCCCCAGGUCACAAGUGAGAGGUUUGAGGCUCAGGGAGGCAGUGGUCAGCUCGAGGUCAGCCACGUGUCAGGACGGACCAGGGCAAACCAUGUCUUUGGCGUCGAGGCUUCCACAAAGCAACCACUGGGCAUGGGAUCCCCUCUCCUUGCCUCACCUGUGGCAUGAAAGCUUGGGGCUCAGGUGGAGAGAAGAUUCUUUGGGUGUCUCUUCCUGACUUGGCUCUUAGAGGGGCACGGGAUUUUUUCAGGGAGAGAGAUGAUUGUGCGAACGUGGGUGGUUCUCUCCCCCACAGCACCAAGCAGUUCUCCAACUCCAGCUGCGUGUCCUCCAACUUCAGUCAUUGCGGUUUGGGGAGGUAGCCUCAGAUUUGCAGGUGAAGGGCUCAGAGCCACAAGACCGCCCACCCCCCCUCAGCCUGGAUGGCUCUGAUCUGAGCUGCCCGCCCCUACCUUGGGUUCAAUUAAUUUGCUGGAGGGGCUCACAAACUUGGAGAAACACUUUAUUUACUAGAUGACCAGUGUAGGAGAGAACCUUGUUAAUCAGACCAGAUGGGAGAGAUGCACAGGGCAAGGCGUGGGGAAGGCACAGGCGCUUCCGUGUCCUCUCCAGGCGCCACUGUCCCGGAACCUCAUGUGGUCCCCAACCAGAGGAUCAAGUUUGGGUUUCUAAGAAGCUUCCUUACCUAGGCCUGAUAGACUAAACCUUCAGUCCUGUGCGCUCCCUAGGGAGCGCGACGUACAGGGGCUGUAAGGUCCAGCCCUCUAUUCUUUGGGGGGUUCUCCUGGCAACCAGCCCCUCCCUGCUGCCUUCCAGCCGCCUCAUUAACAUAGCAAAAGACACCUCAGUGACUCUCCCCACUGAGGAAAUUCUGAGGGUUCCAGGAGGUCUGUGCCAGAAAAGGGGAUGAAGACCAACUUUGUAUUUCUUGUUGUAAAUUACAGUAUCACAGGAAUUUGAUUGUUCCAGAAACUGACAGGGCCUAUCCAAAACCAGAGUGUCCCACUGUGGGGAAACCUUAGAGUUUCUGGAAGAUACAACUUUUAGCCUGUGCUCAACCAGGGGGUCCAGAAAGGCAGGCUCUGAAAGCGAAGCAGGCCCCUCCCAACCCCGGGUCUCUGGAGAGGCUGGUCUCCUGUAUUUACCACUUUCUCACCAGCCUGCUGGGGAUCCUGGACAGGUCACUUCCCCCCUCUGGGUCCUAGGGCUUCCUGGUGUGUUACCCAAGGGUCUGGAAUCAUGUCCCUGAGGUGGAUGCUGGUGUGGCAGCACUGAAAUUUGACCACGAAUGUCAGCCCUUUCAUUUUGGAGCCAAUGCCCAAGUGUGAGGGGUCCCCCUCUCUGAGCUGGGUGUUCCCUGUAAAAGGCUCAAAAGUACACCUGCCCCCGUACCGUACCUCCACCCCUGGUUCUGGAUACUGCAUACUUGGGAGAGGUGUGGGCCCCCGCCUCGGUGGCACACCCUCCGUGGCCCCUCCCCGAGGGAGUUUGGGGUGGCCUGCCCCCUGCCCUCCUUCCCACCCUCCUCACUUUGCCCUCUGACCUGAGACCGCCACCCCUUCUGGCUCCUCCCCUCCUCUCUACCAGGACCCAUGUCUCCCUGACUCCCUCCUGCCACAGCGAGGGGGACUUGGCUCUUACAUUUUGGGGGUUGAGUGCUGUCAGCAAAGCUUGUCUCCGUGCACCCUCAUCCCCACUUUCCUGGGCAUCCUGCCUGCCCCGACCAUUUCCCUGAUGUGAGCUCUUUGUCUUGUCCAUUAAGUUCCUGAGGCUCAGAGAGAUUGGUCUCUGAUGAGGAAUCUAAGGCUGAGUCCUGAUUGGUAGGAAGAUGCCGUUAUCCAUUAGCAAUGCCUGUGCAGGGGGCAGGAUGGAAGAAGUGGCAUGUGGAUUAUCUCCAUAAACUCCUUGUUAAGGGAUACCCAACUUUGAAAAAACUGUGGAUAAAAGGAGGAGCUAAGAAGAAUGUGAAAGGUCUGUGCAGCUACGGGGCAAGGGGCUUCCUCUGGUGGGAAGAAAGAAGGGAACAUGGCUAUGGGAGAGAGUGUGGCUCUUAAAUCCAGAGGUAUUGAAUUUGUGUUUAGGUGGAGGUUUCCAGGCCAGGCGCCCAGGUAUUUGAUUCCUUUUAUUUCCUGGGUCUCAUAUUUUGUGCUGGAUAUGGGAUGGGGGUAACUAACACAUCAAGACCCUCCAGAUAAGGUUGCCAGAUUAAAUGCAGGUGCCCAUUAAAUUCCAGUUUCACAUAAACAGCUAGUUGUGUUUUUAGUGUAAGUGUGUCCAGUACAAUGUUUGCUGAGUCUGACAAGCUCACUCCUGCAGCCUCCUGUAUCCAGCAGCGCAGGGAGGUCUUUCCCACAGAAACUGCUGCAAAUUGCUUCUUGAGGUUUCAGACUGUUGGCUCUUACCCGGCCCUGGCCCUCUCAGACUCCAUGCUGCUGCUGCCUUGGGCCUCUGUCUCUUCUUCCAGGCGACAGAGGGGCCAGUCCUGUAGCUUCCCAGGGUCCAGCUCUGAUGCAGAGAUGCUUACUGAAGACGCUGCAGCCUCAGGAGAGAGGUGGACCAGCUUCGAUUGGUGGGUGAAAAGGCUGGGCUUGGAGAGGUGACCAUUGAUGCUGCCAAGGCCACCAGAAAACGAGGAGGACAUGGCCACCAAGGAGAAGCUGCAGUGUCUGAAAGACUUCCACAAGGACAUCCUGAAGCCAUCCCCAGGAAAGAGCCCAGGCACACGGCCUGAGGAUGAGGCUGAGGGGAAGCCCCCGCAGAGGGAGAAGUGGGCCAGCAAGAUGGACUUUGUGCUCUCCGUGGCCGGUGGCUUCGUUGGCUUGGGCAACGUCUGGCGUUUUCCAUACCUCUGCUAUAAAAACGGUGGAGGUGCAUUUCUCAUACCAUAUUUUAUUUUCCUGUUUGGGGGCGGCCUGCCUGUGUUUUUCCUGGAGGUAAUCAUAGGCCAGUAUACCUCUGAAGGGGGCAUCACCUGCUGGGAAAAGAUCUGCCCCUUGUUUGCUGGUAUCGGCUAUGCCUCCAUCGUCAUCGUGUCCCUCCUGAACAUAUACUACAUCAUCAUCCUGGCCUGGGCCACAUACUACCUGUUCAACUCCUUCCAGUCGGAGCUCCCCUGGGCCCACUGCAACCACAGCUGGAACACGCCCCAGUGCCUGGAGGACACAUUGCGCAGGAAUAAGAGCCUGUGGAUCUCCCUCAGCACCACCAACUUCACCUCCCCAGUCACCGAGUUUUGGGAGCGGAACGUGCUCAGCCUGUCUUCCGGCAUCAGUGAACUGGGCGCUCUCAAGUGGGAUCUUGCCCUCUGCCUUCUUCUGGUCUGGCUGGUCUGCUUCUUCUGCAUCUGGAAGGGCGUCAAGUCCACGGGGAAGGUUGUCUACUUCACGGCUACUUUCCCAUUCGCCAUGCUCCUGGUGCUGCUGGUCCGUGGGCUGACACUGCCGGGCGCAGGCGCGGGCAUCAAGUUCUAUCUGUACCCUGACAUCAGCCGCCUGGAGGACCCACAGGUUUGGAUCGAUGCUGGGACCCAAAUAUUCUUCUCUUACGCCAUCUGCCUGGGGGCCAUGACCUCGCUGGGGAGCUACAACAAGUACAAGUACAACUCGUACAGGGACUGUAUGCUGCUGGGAUGCCUGAACAGUGGUACCAGUUUUGUGUCUGGCUUCGCAAUUUUUUCCAUCCUGGGCUUCAUGGCACAAGAGCAAGGGGUGGACAUUGCUGAUGUGGCUGAGUCAGGUCCUGGCCUGGCCUUCAUCGCCUACCCGAAAGCUGUGACCAUGAUGCCGCUGCCCACGUUUUGGUCCAUCCUGUUUUUUAUUAUGCUUCUCUUGCUUGGACUGGAUAGCCAGUUUGUUGAAGUGGAAGGACAGAUCACAUCCUUGGUUGAUCUUUACCCAUCCUUCCUAAGGAAGGGUUUCCGCCGGGAAAUCUUCAUCGCCUUCAUAUGUUGCAUCAGCUACCUGCUGGGGCUGACGAUGGUGACGGAGGGUGGCAUGUAUGUGUUUCAACUCUUUGACUACUAUGCAGCUAGCGGUGUAUGCCUUUUGUGGGUUGCAUUCUUUGAAUGUUUUGCUAUUGCCUGGAUAUAUGGCAGUGAUAACUUUUAUGACGGGAUCGAGGACAUGAUCGGCUAUCGGCCUGGGCCCUGGAUGAAGUACUGCUGGGCCGUGGUCACACCUGUUCUCUGUCUUGGAUGCUUUAUCUUCUCUCUUGUCAAGUAUGUACCCCUGACCUACAACAAAGUCUAUGUGUACCCCGACUGGGCCAUCGGGCUGGGCUGGAGCCUGGCCCUGUCCUCCAUUCUGUGUGUCCCCUUGGUCAUGGUCAUCCGCCUCUGCCAGACGGAAGGGCCAUUCCUCGUGAGACUCAAGUACCUGCUGGCCCCGAGGGAACCCAACCGCUGGGCCGUGGAGCGUGAGGGAGCCAUGCCCUACAGCUCCCGCUCAUCCAUCAACAGUGCCCUCAGGAAACCCACCCACAUCAUAGUGGAGACCAUGAUGUGAGCUCUCUCCAGCCUCCGGGCUGCUUUCCUGCUGUUUACUAACAUUAGAUUCUCAUAGGACCAGGUUUACAGAGCUUUAUAUUUGCACUAGGAUUUUUUUUUUUAAUUGUCACAGAAAAUGUUACUGUGUGUGUAUGUGUGUGAGAGAGAGACACACACAGAGAGAGUGGUGUGUGUGUGGUGUAAUGUGGAUGUGUGUGUUUUGUUUUGAUUUGAGGAUAUUUUGUACAAAAAGAAACCCUACGGGCAGAUGUCCGGGGCGAGGCAGAGCUUUCAUAUGGAAUUAGAUGUAUUUUAUGAGAACUUGGUAAAUUUUUCUUUGUAUUUUUUUUAAGCAUAUAACUAUGGAUACAUGUAGAAAUUGUCAUACACUUUUACCACUUGAAUUGAUCUUGCCAGCAAUAGAUCUCGUUUUCAAAAGCAAUUCUUUGGUGCUUAUAUAGCUGGCAGAAAGUUCUGCCCCCUGCAAAUGCAGGGGAGAAUUUUUCUGGGACAGCAGACCCAUUUUAAAGGUGUAGUACCUCACAAACCUGGUUCAAGUGAAGCAAACGGCGGCAGGGGAGGGAGAAAGGAGAGCGGUCAGGAGACCUCAUGACACUUGUCUUGGCCAACAAGAGGGACGCCAGAGGAGCGAAGCCAGCCCUCCCCGAAGGGGCUCACUUAGAUCCACAGAUGAGGCCUGACAGCGAAGUUCUAAUGUUCAGAGCAGUGUGUGGAGCAGAGUUCCUAUAAUUUUGAGGUGGAGGGUGGAGAGUCAGAGGCCUGUCAGAGCCAGUGGCCCACGAGGGAGCUGUGUCCUUUCUGGGGCGACCCAGGAGAGUGUGGCAGCCAUACUGCAGGUGCUGAGGGCUCACACCAAUGGGCCUGUCACACCUGGUGGGGUCCUGUCAGGUUCUACUUCUUGCCCAGCCGACAUCAUGACAUAUUUGGCAUGACCCGAGGGGUGGGGGGAUCGAGGGAGGGGUCCCAGGUGCUCUAGCCAGUGUCAGGAGUGGGGAGCUCCACCCUUGGCUCGGCCCUGGUCCCCCGGAGACUCUUGCUCAAGAUCCCAGCCCCGGGCCACCCCAGCACCCAGCAGGGAGUGCCACGAGCGACCUCUGAUUGGGGUCACAUAAUUCCCAGACUCCUCCAAGUUCAGCCACCUGUGCCACCCUGGUGGUGACCUGGGAGAUGAGGAAAUGCUCCCUCGAACCCACAAAAGCUGCGGUCAGGCAUGCGCUCUGUGGGACAGGGAUGAGGGGUGAGUCAGGAUGUUCAGGGACGGGCACCCCAGCAAUGGCCUGACCCAGAGCCUGUUUGGAGCAGCACUCCUCCUGAACCAGGAGAGAAGGUACUCCACCUUUAAAAUACCAGCUUCGGAUGCGCCUCCACCCCAGCCCGCAUUCGGACCUAAGCUGUGCCAUUUAAACAGAAACUUCCAAGUUCAGAGUCUAAAGUAAACCGAAACACUUUCACACACAAACAGCAGCGACUGCCUCGAGGGUGUGCAGCGCGCAGUCCAGCUCAGGCGUUUAGAGCAGGGUGCUCCGAGUCCUGGCACCCCAUCCCCAUAUCCCAGCAGCGGAGGGGCCCUGGGUGUCCCCCCAAGGGCAGAGGCAGUUCUGAACCUCUCGUCCUUGGCGAGCAUUCACAGUCCGCUGUCUCCAAACCACGUGCUCUGCCAAACACCCAAUCCUAUUCCACACCGUUAGCGAGCCUGUGUUCCUGUUGUACUAUGUAUUUAUGGUUGCCACUGUGUCUGAUUUGAUUUUUAUUGUUUCGGGGGUUUUUCCCCUGAUUUUACUGAGUAGCAAUGUGACCUGUUUUCCUUUGUCUUAUGGAACUUUCGUUAACUAACCACUGUCGAUGACUGGGGACAGGUGACAUGAGGGAGCCCUGGGGGCUCAGACCCCGGGUGAGAGGCCACAGUGUUGUGGGUUGGUAGGCAAAUUGCAACAUUCUGGAAGAGGCCGGAGAGAGGCCUCUUCUUAUAAGAUUCCCAGACCAAAUUCUAGACCAAAGACACAUGCAGACCAAGUUCGCCAGGCCCUGCCUGGAAGGAAGGUCAGCCACCUCCCCGAGCCUGAUCCUCGCCAGUCUCCUGGGCACCUGUCUCCUGUCUGAGCCCCUGGCUCUUCUGUAUCCUCAGAACUCUGCUCUGUGAGCACCAUGUGUGAUGAUGUGACUUUUAUGUCUCUGCAUAAAGAAAACUUGUGAUUGGG
Messenger RNA from Phacochoerus africanus (Common warthog), 7387 nucleotides. RefSeq names its product solute carrier family 6 member 6 (gene SLC6A6). The transcript is spliced from 14 exons. The record is from RefSeq and is a predicted model, not a curated record. Gene Ontology annotation, molecular function: taurine:sodium symporter activity. Gene Ontology annotation, biological process: sodium ion transmembrane transport; neurotransmitter transport; taurine transmembrane transport. Gene Ontology annotation, cellular component: plasma membrane. Bases 3292 to 5187 code for a protein of 631 amino acids. NCBI's taxonomy places the organism in Eukaryota, Metazoa, Chordata, Mammalia, Artiodactyla, Suidae.